AAUCUGUCAAUAGUCCCGAGAAAUCCUCCUCGGACUCGUCCAAACGUAACGUUGUAAGAAAGGAUCGGAAUUCAACCGCUCGAUCGCUGCAAUCUCAAGGCGCAGAGUCGUGGUUUAGUCAACUAGCUGCUCGGUCAAACUCGAAUCCCAUCGUCUUCUUCGUUUUCAGAAUUGUUUGAACGAUUAUCACAAACAGUACUUCGAAAUCUUCACUUAGGCGUCUGUUGUUAGUUCUUGAUUAUACGUUGGAUGUGUGAAAUGUUUGGAUCAGCAAUAUAUUCUGAGAGAAAUGGAGCAGAACAAGAAAAAGGUAUCGAAGGGACUAUUGCAGAGUGAUGACUUGUAUCAGUAUAUCUUGGAGACUAGCGUGUAUCCGCGUGAACCGGAGCUUCUCAAGGAGCUGAGAGAGGCCACUGCCAGCCACCCCGAGGCUGGGAUGGCUACUGCACCAGAUGCAGGUCAGUUAAUGACCAUGCUAUUGAAGUUAGUAGAUGCAAAGAAGACGAUUGAAGUAGGAGUUUUUACCGGAUACUCUCUUCUCCUCACUGCUCUUACAACUCCUGAGGAUGGCAAGAUUGUCGCCAUAGAUGUAGAUCGUGAGCCAUAUGAUCAAAUAGGAUUUCCAAUCAUAAAGAAAGCUGGUGUUGAGCACAAAAUUGACCUCAUUGAAUCUGAGGCCGUGCCAGUUCUUGAUAAGCUAUUGGAACAACAUGAAAAUGAAGGAAGUUUUGACUUUGCUUUUGUCGAUGCGGACAAGGUUAACUACUGGAAUUACCAUGAGAGACUAAUGAAACUGCUGAAGGUGGGAGGUAUAGCUGUGUAUGAUAACACUCUUUGGGGAGGGACAGUUGUAAUGCCUGUUGAGUCGACUCCGGAAUGGAAGAAACCAAGCAGACAGUCUAUUAUGGAGCUCAAUAAGUUGCUCGCUGCUGAUACUCGUGUCCAAAUUUCGCAUGCUGCUUUGGGUGAUGGGAUCACAGUUUGUAGGCGACUGUACUGAUUUCUUCCUGAAAGUGAUCGAAAACCUACAUGUAAAGCUUGAUGUAGUAUUUUGACUAUUUUCACAUGCUUUCGAUUUUCAAGUUUUUCUGAAGCCAAAAUUUUAAUGAAAUAAAUAUAUAUUGCUGGUGU
Messenger RNA from Rosa chinensis, 1131 nucleotides. Its product is annotated as probable caffeoyl-CoA O-methyltransferase At4g26220. NCBI's taxonomy places the organism in Eukaryota, Viridiplantae, Streptophyta, Magnoliopsida, Rosales, Rosaceae. The transcript has 6 exons. The record is from RefSeq and is a predicted model, not a curated record. Gene Ontology annotation, molecular function: S-adenosylmethionine-dependent methyltransferase activity; O-methyltransferase activity. Bases 290 to 1000 code for a protein of 236 amino acids.